AUAUAAUUAAAACUGUCGAUAUUGCCCUUAACAACAGGAAACAUCGAGGCGUCGGUGAACAUGUGUUGCUGAUAACGUGCAGAGCCCCUUCCUCUGUUUACAAGCUCACUAGCUAAUUAGCUAAAAGCUAAACUAGAAUUUGUAUUUCUUGUUUAUCAAAAAAGAUGAUCCACUCGGUUUGAGGUUAUCUACUGGAUUGCCGUUUAUCAAAACAAAAAACAAAAAAACCGAACUAUCAGUGUGCUAGAUUAAGUUAGCAACACGAGGCUAACACGAAAAGCCACUUAGGUUAACUGCAUUGCAGUCAGAAUCUCUUUAGCUCUAGUUACCUGAUCGGCCAUGUUUUUACAGUCACACGGCAAAGCCGCCACCUAUGCAGCUACAAACAUCCAAAUUGUGUAACGGAACAACAAUGUCUGGCGACGGUUAUACGUCAUCCAUUGCCCCCAAGGGAGAGGCGAAGCCUAAAUGCAAGAUUUCCGCGUCACGCAAGCUAUCACUAAAGAUCCUUCUGCUGACUCGUGCAACGGAAGACCUGGAGGCAGAGAAGGCUGCAAACGAGGAAGAGAAGGUUCGAUACCUGAGGGAGAAGCUUCCACCGCUGCAGCUCAGUGGGUUAAACAUCGAUGAUCUGCAGAAAGUCUGUAAGGAGAUUCAUGAAAAGAUUCAUCUGGUGGACGAGGAUCGGUAUGACUGUGAGGCAAAGGUUCUCAAGAACUACAGAGAUAUCAAUGAGUUGCAGCUAAAGGUUCAGGACCUUGGAGGAAAGUUUAAGAAACCAGCUCUCAGGAAGGUGAGAGUGUCAGCAGAUGAGAUGUUGAAAGCUCUGUUUGGAUCGAAAACUAAGGGCUCCAUGGAUCUGAGGGCCAAUCUCAAGUCUGUAAAGAAAGAAGACAUCAAACAAGAGAAGGAGCUGACGAUGGAGGUGGGUGACUGGCGUAAAAACGUGGAGGCCAUGUCUGGUAUGCAGGGCAGGAAGAAGAUGUUUGAUGCUGCCGGUGGCGCCCAGUGAACCAAUUAUUUCGUGUGCUGACGAUGCAGGAUGUAAUGGAGGAAGAUUUAAUGAAAGAACUUUAAUUGAAAGUGAAAAAAAUUAACCAAAAUUUAACAUAACAUUUAUAAAAUAAAACUAAAAUGAGUCAAAAAUAAAAUGGGAUAGGCAAAAACUGAAAAUUAGAAACCUAAAAAUAAAUUAAUUCAUAAAUAACUGUAGUGGAGACUAAUACACGAUGAAGUUCAGAGCUUGGCCAUUAAAUAAGAUAUACUCCAUGAACAACUGGAUUGGUUGGAGUUAGAUUUUAGGCAUAUUAUUAUCAUUAUAUGGUGAUAAUACUGUAUUUCAUUUGUGAGUGCAGCAGAUUUACAUUGCUUGGUAUUGUCCUUGUACACGGUAAUGGAGCUGUGUUUCUUGUGUCUCCACUAAGGAAUGCCAUAAACUUGCAGUGCCACCUGAGAUAUUUAGUGCAAGGAUAUACUUAGCCUUUCUUCUUCUAUGGAAUGAAUUCCUCUCCGGUUAAAAACAGCAAAUAUUGUCACACACACUGAUACUUGUCCUUGAACUAGCGUCAAACACUGUCAGCAAGACAGGGGGUUGAAUAAUGAAGGGUGUUGUGGAUGGAGUCAGCAGCCUUUAAGGACUCUAAGGGUGAUGGAAAGAAUUUGUGUAUGACUGACAAUGCUGUUUUUACUGUGUAAAGUUAUUUCAUUUAGUAUAACAGUGGCCUAUAUGCACUACAAUAGUACAGCUUCUGUCUAUAUGAGCUAUGAAAUAAUCUGCCAUAACCCAGAAAUAUCAGUCUAGCCUCAAGACUAAGAAAAUCACAGAAACUGGCCUGCUAGUCUCUAUUUUUACUUUUACAAGAAUCAGGGUGUAUAGAUGUAUGUAUAGACAUGUACCUAAUGCCCAAAUCUGAGGUUUUGGCCCACAGUUUCUGCAGAUUUGUCAGCUGUAUAUCCAUAAUGCGAAUACUCCAAAGGUGCUCUGUUGGACUGAAAUUUGGUGACAGUAGCAAUGACAGUAGUGAGUACAGUAAACUCAUUGUCAUGUACAAAAAACUAGUUUGAGAUUAUUUGAGAUUUGUAACAUGAUAUUCUAUUCUGAUUGAAAUAAGCAGAAAAUGGGUACAGUGUGGUCAUAAAGGAUGGACAUUAUUAGCAACAAUACUCAGGUAGGCUGUGGCAUUUAAACAAUGCUUAGAUGAUAAAAAGGGACCCAAAGUGUGCUAAGAAAAUAACUCCCAUAACAUUACAUCACCUACAGCAGCCUGAACUGUUGAUACAAGGCAGGAUGGAUGCAUGCUGUCAUGUUGUUUACAACAUGCACGAAUUAAAUUACGACUUGUCAGACCAGGUAAUGUUUUUAUAGUCUUCUGUUGUCUAAUUUUGGUCCGCCUGUGUCAACUGUAGCCACAGUUUCCUGUUUCGAGCUGACAGGAAGUGACACCUGUUGCAGUCUUCUGCUGUUUUAAGGUUUGACAUGUUGUGCCUUUGAGGAAAAAAAAGCAAGACAUGUUUUCUGCAUACCUUGGUUGUGAUGAGUGGUUAUUUGAGCUACAUUUGCCUACCUAUCAGAUCGACGCACCCUGACUAUUCUAGUGUCAUCUCUGACAUCAACAAAGGAUUUCCACCUAGAGAACUACUGUUCACUGGAUAGUUUAUAUUUUUCAUACCAUUGUCUGUAAACCCUAGAGAUGAUUUUGUGGAAAUUUCGUGUAGAUGAACACGUCCCAUCCUUCACCAGGUUUUAACUUCAGCUAGUUAACUAUGCCUAAAUUCAUGAGAUUGCCUGAUAAGAUCGAUUGCUGACCGGCAGGAACACAAAUGUCUUUCAAGUUUAUCUGAAUGACUUUAAGAAUAAUUACCACUUACCAAUUAGAUCAAAGAUAUAACUUUAAGAACUGUAUACUGAAAUCCAUCAAGAGUAAUGUGAAAAUGUGCAGAGAUGUACCAAGGAGGAAUACAGUGAUGAUGCACCUAUAAAGCUUGUUUCUCUCCAAAGGUAAUUCAAUCAAUAACUAGAAUACCUCUUUUUUUGUUUUAAAUUAAAAGUUGUCUCAGUUCAUUACUUGCAUCCUGGGGCAGUUGUGGCUCAAGAGGCAGAGCAGUUUAUCUUCGAGUUGGAAAGUUGAUGGUUUGAUCCAAAUUUCUACAGCCUACAUGUUGAAGUAUCCUUUGCCAAGACACUAAACUCAGAGUCCCUUAUGAUGCACCUAUAUGAGUGUGUGUGGGAAUAUUAGGAAAGCUCUGAGGCAUGGAUAAAAGUGCUAUAUGAAUAAGUGUGACCGGGUGAAUCAAGCUUCCAGUAAAAAGUUCUUUGAGUGCUCAACUGAGGUACAAGUCCACAGUAUACCUCAGUAUAUAUCAGCUAUGUAAAACAACACAGUAAUCAAAAUGAACACAUUUAAGAGAAAUUUAUUUGCCAGAUUUGUCAAGGCAGUGUAACAUGGAAUAACCUGUCCCUGAGAGGAAACGCUUCAGAACAUUAAUGGAGAACCUAUUCCCAGCAUAAAAACAGUGCUGAGGUAUUUUAAAAGUAAACCAAGAGCACUUUAAGUCACUUGAAGGAGUGUAAAGGAGGAAAGGGAAAGUAUCCGUUAUUCCAGCAAAAUCACUAAACAAAUUUAGAAAGAGGCAAUGCUCGUAAAAGGAAAAACAAAAAAACAAACACAACACACUACUCUUAGCAGUGUUAUCAAUUAUAAAUGUUACAUUCAACUCUUCUUCUGUCUUCAUUGCCCUGAAUGACAAGUGAAAGAGUUCAGCACCUGUUAGUCAUUUUUACAGGCUACGCUAAAAAGGGAGGACAACUCCUUUGCUGACAUUGGAAUGUUAAAAAAUGAGAAAUUGCUGCCAUUACUCAAACAUUAAAUAACAACAUAACAAUGUGACAAACGACAAGAAUUUUCACUUAUUAAUCACAUUUUGUGGAAUUUCUCUGCUGACAGAAAUGACAACUUAAGGCAGGGAGCCAAAAAAAAAAAAGAAACAAAACAACCCCAACACAGAAAGCAGAAGCAUGAUCCAC
Messenger RNA from Oreochromis niloticus (Nile tilapia), 4024 nucleotides. It is a transcript of the gene tnni1c, whose product is annotated as troponin I, skeletal, slow c. The record is from RefSeq and is a predicted model, not a curated record. Gene Ontology annotation, cellular component: troponin complex. Gene Ontology annotation, biological process: cardiac muscle contraction; skeletal muscle contraction. The coding region runs from base 374 to 1012 and encodes 212 amino acids. Lineage: Eukaryota; Metazoa; Chordata; Actinopteri; Cichliformes; Cichlidae. The transcript has 9 exons.